Messenger RNA from Haliotis rufescens (red abalone), 1937 nucleotides. Its product is annotated as spore coat protein SP96-like. The record is from RefSeq and is a predicted model, not a curated record. The coding region runs from base 159 to 836 and encodes 225 amino acids. The transcript is spliced from 4 exons. Lineage: Eukaryota; Metazoa; Mollusca; Gastropoda; Lepetellida; Haliotidae.
GUAUGCAAUAGGGUUUAUGAAUUCACCCGACUGCCUGUACAUGUUGUGCAACGAAACCGGAAUAUGAAAAUAAAAUGUUUGUAAAGAAUUAUUCAUUAUAACUUAUUGAAUAUGCACAUACCGCAGCAGUGUGUGUGGUAACAGAGCCACUACCGUCCAUGGUGAGGCAGAGCGGGGUGGAUUCCAUCUUCAACUGUGAACUGGUAGACUCGGUCUGCAAACAGGGAGGGACGCACCAAGCGAGGAUGGAACACACCGUUAUCUUUGUCGCUGUGAUCUGCCUGUCUCACGUAUCCACAGCAUCCGCUGCAUCAACAACUGAAAACGACCAAGCCUCAGUUACAACAUUAAAUACUACGACACAGGUGACCACAGCAUCGGACACGACAUCUACAGAGAACACGGCACCCGUAACCACAUCAUCGCCCAAAAUAUCUAAAGAGACUACAAAACCAGCUACCACGGCACCGGCGACCACAACAACGACCAUUACAUCUACAAAGAUCACAACAUUGAUUACUACGGCAGCGGUGACCACAACAUCGCCCAUUAUAUCUACAGGGAUCCCAACACCAGGGUGCCGUACAACAUGUACCUGUGCCUGUGACAAUGCUGCACUAACGACGGCUGCGGUGUUGUUAUUCGUCGCUGUCGUCGUCAUCUGUGCAACAACAGUUACAAUCACUCUUGUCAGGAAACGACAAGGAACAACCAGAAUCAAUUCUGAAAAAUCUGAGCCAUGCUUUUCAGAGAUAAUGUUGAAAGAUUUGGAGGGAGACCAUAUUUACGGAUCAUUGUGUCACGAGAAAAACCGAAGUGGAAAAGGUUCACCUUGAAUCACCCAGUGCUGGUGUUCGCCCUGCUGAUUCAUUCUUUGUUUUAUUUGGAGAAGACCACAGUUACACAAUCUCACAAAGCAGAUUUAGAACACGCAUGGGAUUUAAUCGCAUGUUGUAUGCCACGCUUGUUAAGUUACACUCAAGGUAUAUUCGUAAAAAUAUUUUUGUUCUGUGCGAGAAUGAUAUUAUAAUCUAGAUAAAGCCAAAUUAAUUUGAAUACAUUACUAUGUAUAUCAUUAAUGAUUUCUAUUUUGGAACUGUUAUCAACAGGACGCAAUAAUAUGUUGUGAUGUCUUUUCCGUGUACUUUUCAUUGUUUCUGAUUUUGUACAUGUUAUCGACCACGUUGGGCGAUAUUUCCUCAGAUUUCAACAAUUGGUAUGUUACAAACAGUGUUCUAUGUGAACUAACUGUACAUAUGUUAUAUUACACAUUUAUAUACCGCAGGUAUCCAGGUACUUGUAUCUAAUCAAAUGCGUUGUUUUGUUCCCCAACCAUUGGAUUCCUUUGCAUUCCACUUCUCAUUCUCAAGUCUCUGGGGAGUAUACAGCCCACGCUGCCAACGGGCGCAAGAAGGUGUUUACAUCCACCGCACCUACCGGGUACCCAUUACCUGCUGGGUGAACAGAGGCACAUUUGAACGAAGUCACUUGCCCAGGGUGACGACCACACGUUUUGACACGUGUGUAUGUACGCAUUCGUGUUUCCGCUAUCUGGUUUUCAACCAUCGGACGAGUGGGUUGUUUUGAGCGCACAGGGUGAAUGUAAUGUACACCUGUAGUUAUGUUCGAGUAAGUAUGUACUACAGACACACUUGGAAAUUCAAACCGUUUAUAUUGUCUUUCAGUCAGCAAGAAAAACUACCACUUAAUGAACCGUGACAUGCAAGAAGGUAAAUAAAUAUAACCUGAAAAACCUUAUGAUGAUAAUUUGUUUCAUAAUCUUUGGAUUAAAGUUUAUGCAUGCAGCAAAAUUUAGGAUCAUACAUUUAUACUUAGAUGAAGCAAUUCUUUGUUCAUCAUAUACUUUCCAGAAAAUAGGUGUUCGUAGGCGACCUGUAAAUAAUUGACUCAACCCCAAGCAAUCCAGUGACUGGGGG